UUGCACGGAGUCGACUCAAUAAGUCGGUGUAGUUCGCGCUUGUAGCGUUCUUGGUUAGAAGAAAAACAAAAAAAAAGAAAAGAAAAAAAAAAGUAGGUGGUUAAAGAAGUCAGCGGUUAUUACUUUAAAAAGUAAAGUAUUGUUAAUAGGUAUAGUUUCGGAUUGCAAAGGAAAAUGGAUUCGGCACUUAUAAGCCUAACGUUGCUAUUGAGCACCUUGUGGAUAUGUGGUGACUGUGGUGUAUCGCUCAUUGAAAACAUCAAAGGACAUUGCUUGACAGACUAUCUUCAGAUCCAGAUUGACAAUGCAUUUCUUCAUGUCUACAGGGUGACACUUUUCAUAAGAGAUGAUGCAGGAGAAUCCCAUUUACUGGAUGUCUCUUUGAAUGCUAAAUGUGGAUACAAACUACGAAGGAACUAUAAGGGUGACUUGGAUCUAUUUGCAUCCUUGAAGGCCUGCCAUGUGUAUAAUGAGGAGAACCAUGUUUUCCUUACUUUAGAAGUUAUGUUUACUCCAUUAAAUUUGAGCAAGGCGGCAGAGAUGGAAGUGUUUUCUUUUAGUUGCCCCCAGAAAAAGGAGCCAAGUGUGAAAAGGAAAAUAACCUGUGAAGAGGAUUACAUUGAGGUUUCUCUCAUUGUUGAUCCAGCUUUUCAGUUUGCUCUGUAUAAUGCUGCAAAGGAUGAUCUGGACCCUUGGUAUUUUGAAGUUCACUACCCUGAUGAUGGCACCAUUAAUGUGGACUAUGGGUGGAUUUUGGAUAAUGGAAUUGGUCUCAACAUCAGUGCCUUCGAUGGCUGGAUGACUUUCAGGGUACCAGUUGGCCAUCCAAUUAUUCAAAAGAAGGAUUUGACAAAUCGCCAGUUUCUUGGGUACAAAGUUGCUGCAAAGCAUGAAGAUCUCCUGAUUGGAUUGCGGUAUGAUUUGAGUGCUCUUUGUUCAAAAGUCUACAUUCAGUGCAGAAAUGGCAGAAUUGCCAUGACUGCUGCCAAUGUAAAGUUUCCUGUACGAGGCGAAACAAGUGACCUUAUCAUUGGAAUGAUGAAGGAUGGUAUCCUAAUGUCCCAGCAAGAGAUGGAAGACCACAACAUUCACUUGUAUCUUGAUGCACAUAAACUUGGUGUAACCUAUCCACAAAGCUUUAAUAUGGGCUAUGAUGUGAAUGGUCAGUUUCUCUAUAUGCACCAGCUACACUUGGUCCACACAUGGAGAGACUUGGAUGAGAGGGGAGAUGUCAGCAUGCUGAUAAAACUACCUGGAGAGAGGUGUCUAGAAAAAAGUUUGAAGUCUACAAAGCCUGAGUUUGUAGUAAAAAGCAAACAUGGUGGAUUUGAUAUAACUUAUGGUCCUGUGCCUAUUGACUAUGUGUUGACAAGGAUUUCUAUCGAUGGCGUGACUUUCUAUUCUGUCAAGGAAAUUGAGGAUUUGGGUGUAAAUGUAACUAUUCACAAGGAGCAGAAGACCCAGUAUGUCCACAUUUGGGUACAAUUUGGAGACUCCUUGGUGCCACACAUGUUAGUUGGAAAGUCUACUCUUCUUUAUUCGGUUGCUCCAUCAAUUGAAUUUGAGACUGCCAAGAGACCAGAGAUUACAGUGAAUUCCAAAGCAUAUGCUCACAGACGUUCUAUUGUGCUGCCUAUCUUAAAAGGAAGCUGUACAGAAAAGAGCAUUUGUUUUAAUGUAACCCGAGGGACUGUGGAUCAUCUGUGGACUUUUUAUGUGUGGAAGUUUCCCAUGGUUCCUUCACCAUCAGAAGAGCGGGGAUAUGUUUACAAGGAUUAUUUUACUCAUUACACAAUGUGUGUGGGUAUUGAGUCUCCUUACCUCCUGCAUCGGAAUUUAACUGAAAAUGCAAGGCGGAUGGCUCUGAGUGUGUCUUUCCAUGAUGAAAGAAUGGGUCAAAUAGUGGUGGCAGCAGAGCACAUCUGCUCCUUCCCUUCUAGUGGAGAGCUAGAAUGCACAGUUGAAGGUGAGAUGAAGGCAAGUUCUUUGAGGACUGCUAUGUCUGCUGAUUCUGACCUCGCAUUAUUAACUCUGAAGGAUCCUUAUUGUGGCCCCUCUGACAUCCGUGGAAGCCUGGUCUCCUUCAACUUUCCUAUUAGCAGCUGCAGUACCACAAAAGAGUUGAAAGGAGACAUGAUCAUUUACAGAAAUGAGAUAUCCUAUGGAGAUGAACACAACUUCACUCACAAGAUCUUUAUGCUGGGUCUCCAGUGCCAGUACUUGAGAACAGAUAUCUUAUCUUUGGAUUUCAAAAAUAAGCACACUCGCAGUCAGCCAAGACCUGCCCCAGGCCAAGGAGAUCUUAAGUUGUCAAUGAACAUCAUGAAAGAUUCCACGUUUUUACAAGAGUACCAAGAAAAUGAGUUUCCUAUCACUAAGUUUUUGAAAGAACCAUUGUAUGUGGAGAUCUGCGUGCACAGUAGUGAUCCUGGCCUUGAACUAUUUUUGAAAGACUGUUGGGGAACACCAGGUCCUGAUCCAUCCAAUUCCAUCCUGUGGCCCAUAAUCAAAGACAGUUGUGAGUUCAAGCAGGACAAGUACAAGAUGGAGUUUCACCCUGUGAGGCCAAACUCCAGAGUGAAGUUCCCAAAACAUUAUAAACGCUUUGAAGUGAAAAUGUUCACUUUUGCCGAAGCAGAGACCAAAAAGUUGUUGGAUAAUCAAAUCUACUUUCACUGUUUGGUAAUUGUAUGCGAUUCUAAAGUUUUGAAACUUGACCAUCGUUGCAGUGGAGUCUGUAUACCAGCAAAGCAGAGAAAAGGACGAGGUGCAUCAUUAGGAGUUCAGCAGUCAAUGGUAUCAUCAUAUGGUAUUCAUCUGCAGAUUGAAGAUAUUUUCACCCAUUUUUCAAAUCCAGAGAAACCCUUGUGGCUGCUGGUGUUAUCUACAGGAGCACUGUUUUCCUCUUUAGCAUUUAUAGUGUAUGUAUACUGGAGAAUGAAACUAAAAAAUGAAGAUAAUAAAACCAGCAUUUCAUGA
Molecule: messenger RNA, 2979 nt
Organism: Polypterus senegalus (gray bichir)
Lineage: Eukaryota; Metazoa; Chordata; Cladistia; Polypteriformes; Polypteridae
Exons: 22
Coding region: 175-2979 (934 amino acids)
Source: RefSeq, a predicted model, not a curated record